Messenger RNA from Cuscuta campestris, 2927 nucleotides. The record is from the annotation of a GenBank genome assembly. Lineage: Eukaryota; Viridiplantae; Streptophyta; Magnoliopsida; Solanales; Convolvulaceae.
AUGAGAUACAAAUUUUGGGUACAGUGUUUAUUGUAACCCACAAAAUUUAGCAAGAACCACAAUUUUGCAUCAUCGGCUAGUUAGUGGGAGUGGAGUUCCGUCUGGCAAUUGGGGGCAAACGCUAAGUGUGGACAUGAUGAUGCAACUAUGACCCCAACCCACCAGCAUCAUCUUCCUUAAAUCAAAUCUUUCUUUGUUCGCUGAACUGCGUCUCCAAUGGAGGCUCAAGUUCUCUUAUCCGGGAUUAAAUUAUCCCCUUGCAGAACCCGAGCCCCAUACCCGAUUCGGUCCAGAGUAAACCCGAUUCUUCUUCUCCCUCCCGUGCACCGUCGCAACUUUAGUAUUACAUACUCUCCACCAGCCCAUCUCCGCCGCUACCCCACCUCCUGCUCGGCCCACAGCCACCACCAUCACGACCGCGGCCACGGUCAGCAGCAGCAGAAUGGCCAUCGUGAUUAUCAUGACAAUCACCACCACCACCACCAUGGUCCCAAUGAAUGUAAUCUGCAACUAACUAAACCCCAGGAGGUUCUUCUCAAGUUUGCUGAGAUCACUAGGUGGACCAACUUGUCCAAUUUCCUGCGGGAAAAUUUGGAACUGUGUUGUUUCUCAGCCGCUUUGUUUAUUGCUGCAUCCGCUUGCCCUUAUGUGCUUCCUAAACCCGCCACAAAGCCUUUCCAACAUGCUUUAGCUGCCAUUGCCUUUCCUCUUGUCGGGAUUUCAGCUUCACUUGAUGCCCUAAUGGACAUUAGUGGUGGAAAAAUUAAUAUCCAUGUGCUGAUGGCUCUUGCAGCCUUCGCUUCAGUUUUCAUGGGAAACCCAUUGGAAGGUGGCUUGCUUUUAGCGAUGUUUAAUUUGUCGCAUAUAGCUGAGGAGGCCUUCACUCGCCGCUCCAAGAUUGACGUAAAGGAAUUGAGAGAAAAUCAUCCAGAGUUUGCUCUUUUGCUUGAUACAAAUAGUGGAAGCUUACCGAGUUUCUCACACUUGACAUAUUGUGAAGUUCCUGUGAGCUACUUGAAAGUUGGCUCAUUAAUAUUUGUCAAAGCGGGCGAGUCUGUCCCUGUGGAUUGUGAAGUGUUAAAAGGUAGCUCAACAAUCACAGUUGAGCACUUGACGGGUGAGGUCAAACCUUUAGAAAAAAGCGUUGGGGAUAGCAUUCCGGGGGGAGCGAGGAACGUGGAUGGUAUGUUGAUAGUGAGGGCGAAGAAAACAUGGAAAGAGUCGACACUAAACAGGAUUGUGCAGUUGACCGAGGAAGCUCAGUUAAGUAAACCAAAGCUUCAGAGGUGGUUGGAUAACUUUGGAGAGCAGUAUAGCAAGGUUGUGGUACUCCUUUCCAUUUCUGUUGCUGUUAUGGGACCUUUUCUUUUCAGGUGGCCACUCAUUAGUUCCUCAGCUAGCAGAGGAUCAAUUUAUAGAGCACUUGGGUUAAUGGUAGCCGCAUCACCAUGUGCUUUAGCUGUAGCUCCUUUGGCGUAUGUGACAGCUAUCAGCGCUUGUGCUAGAAAGGGAAUAUUACUCAAAGGCGGUGAAGUUCUUGAUGCUCUAGCAUCAUGUCGUAGCAUUGCAUUUGACAAAACUGGCACUUUGACGACUGGGGAUUUUGUGUGUAAAGCAAUUGAACCAAUUCAUGGUCACAUGAGUAGGCAGGAGAAACAGUUUGCUUGCUGUAAACCCACUUGUGAAACAGAAGCCCUUGCUGUUGCAGCUGCGAUGGAGAAGGGCACUACUCACCCAAUUGGAAGAGCUUUUUUGGACCAUAGCUCUGGCAAAGAUCUUCCUUCAAUUUCUGUUGAAAGUUUUGAAAAUCUGCCUGGUAGAGGUGUCUUUGCAACAUUGUCUAGCGCAGAGGCAGGACUUGUAGGCAGUAAGCCAAUGAAAGCCUCACUGGGUUCUAUUGAAUAUAUCAUAUCACUUUACCAGUCUGAAGAUGAAUCAAGCAAGAUAAAGGAGGCUGUAAGGACAUCUGUUUAUGGAGUAGAUUUUGUUCGUGCUGCUCUUUCUGUUAACAAUAAAAAGGUUACUCUUUUUCACUUCGAAGAUAAGCCUCGACCUGGGGUUCCAGAUGUCAUACGCACAUUACACGACCAAGGAGAACUUCGUGUAAUGAUGUUAACAGGCGAUCAUGAAGCAAGCGCAUGGAGAGUUGCAAAUGUUGCGGGCAUCAAAGAGGUUUACUGUAGCCUUAAACCCGAGGAUAAGCUAUAUCAUGUGACAAGAAUUUCAAGAGAAUCUGGGGGGCUAAUAAUGGUAGGCGAUGGUAUCAAUGAUGCCCCUGCUCUUGCUGCUGCUACUGUUGGCAUUGUUCUAGCUGAACGUGCCAGUGCAUCAGCUAUAGCUGUUGCAGACGUCCUGUUAUUGCAAGACAAUAUUUCUGGUGUUCCAUUUUGUGUGGCUAAAUCUCGGCAAACAACAUCGCUGAUUCAGCAAAAUGUGGCUCUUGCAUUGUCUAGCAUUGCCUUUGCCUCACUUACAUCGGUUAUGGGAUUUCUCCCCUUGUGGCUAACGGUGCUUCUACAUGAAGGUGGAACUCUUCUUGUGUGCUUGAAUUCCAUCCGUGCUCUUAAUGACCCUACGUGGUCCUGGAAAGACAAUAUCUCAAAGCUAGCUAACCGAUUGCGAAAUGUAAUUAUGAUUUGUAGAAGGCAUAAUGCCACUCGAUGCACCACCAUGCAAACAACUUCAUGAUCCCCAUCUGGUUCACACCCACAACUCAUACAUUCUUUCUCACUAUGUAUUAUGCUGCGAAACCUAAAUCUCAAACUGAAGAAGUAUGAAGCUUAAGUUGUACAUUGAAAUGUAUAUGCUGAAUGAUCAACUUGUUGCAAUGCAAUUUGCUGGUUAUGGUUCAUUUCUCGAUAUCUGAACCAAACUAAAAUUCAAACUCAUAUAUGAAAGGUAUUUCACAAUGAACGAUGAUUAUUUUG